AUGAAUACAUUUGAUUCGCCUCCAACAGGACAGAACAACGGAGCUAGAAGCAUCCGAUCCUCUCGUUCGCCUACCAACACCGAUUCAGCCCUGUCCUCUUCCGUCGGCAGUGCCCGGUCCCACUCAAGCUCUUCCCGAACACAUGCACGCCCUUUGAACCAACAACAGAGCACUCAGGCCACCGAAGCCACUCCGAUUAACACGGCCGAUUUCGCGAGGCGCGACUAUCAAUCUACCGAGCGGGCCGAAAGCACUCAACACAAGAGCCUACACCCAGAUAAUGCAAACACCGGCAAUGGCACCAACCAGUCGACUAACCAGGACUCAUCACCCAAGCCCCAGCAGUCCUGGUAUAGCAAAUUAGCAGACCGGUACGGCAGCCUCGAACUGGAAAACAAGGGAAGCGUUGCGCGUGACCAUCUUGCAUUAGAACGAACCUUCCUAGCAUGGAUGCGCACCUCUCUAGCCUUCGCCUCAAUCGGCAUCGCAGUAACCCAACUAUUCCGCUUAAAUAGUGCCACCACAAAUACAACCCCAAAUGCCUAUAACAUAAAUGGUGCCAACCCGGCCAUCCUCCCACCGAACCUCUCCUACGACUCAGCCGCAUUCCACACAUCAUCCGCCUCCGCCCGUCUCCGCAGCGUGGGCAAACCCCUCGGCUCGACAUUCAUCGGCGUCUCGAUCCUCAUUCUGAUAGUCGGCUUCCACCGCUACUUCGAGAGCCAAUAUUGGAUUAUCCGCGGGAAGUUCCCUGCUAGUCGUGGCAGUAUAGCGCUUACGGCAUUUGUGGCUGCUGCGCUGAUUAUUGCCGCACUUGCAGUUAUUUUGGCUGUUUCGCCCGGUGCUGUGGAGGGUUGA
Molecule: messenger RNA, 858 nt
Organism: Penicillium canescens
Lineage: Eukaryota; Fungi; Ascomycota; Eurotiomycetes; Eurotiales; Aspergillaceae
Exons: 2
Coding region: 1-858 (285 amino acids)
Source: RefSeq, a predicted model, not a curated record